UGCAAAAGAUGCCUCAAACCAAUCAUCGAGGGCCAUGCUUUUGAAUUAGGCGAUGACAGAUGGCAUAUGUAUUGUUUCAGUUGCUCAAAUUGCAAUAAAAAACUAGGCAUCAACUCAGAAUUUUUGGUUCUUGGUACUGGUGCUUUAGUUUGUGAAGAUUGCACUUAUUAUUGUAAAAAUUGUAAGAAAAAAAUCUCAGAUUUAGCUAUUCUAACUGGUGAUGAAGCUUACUGUUCAAAUUGUUUUAAAUGUAGAAAUUGCAAAAGAAAGAUUCAAGAUUACAGAUAUGCUAGAACUUCAAAAGGUCUCUUUUGCAUGAAUUGUCAUGAAAAAUUACUAGCAAAAAAAAUUAAACAUGAU
Ascoidea rubescens DSM 1968 is the source of this 360-nucleotide messenger RNA. RefSeq lists its product as uncharacterized. The record is from RefSeq and is a predicted model, not a curated record. NCBI's taxonomy places the organism in Eukaryota, Fungi, Ascomycota, Saccharomycetes, Ascoideales, Ascoideaceae. The transcript has a single exon. Gene Ontology annotation, molecular function: transcription coregulator activity. Gene Ontology annotation, cellular component: nucleus; Z disc. The annotation marks the transcript as partial.